AUGUAUAAUAUCGAGACUUUAGUGAAACAAGUCCUCGAGCCGUUCAGAGCCUCAGGCGGUGCCUUUCAAAUUUCCAAACACGGCAAAGUCCGGCAAGCCCCUUAUUUCCGUUCACAAGAAGUCCACCUCCAGCGCAUAUACAACCUCAUGUCGUUGUCUACGAACCGCCAGGAACAAAGUGCUCCCGGCGGCUCCAGACUUUCGUCUAAUAACCCAUACAGAGAUUUAGAGGCCAGGGGCGAACUAGACCCACACCAGGGCACCGAUUCAGCUUUUUUGACGUUUACUCCCAAAGAGCAUAAUGUCAACAACGGCAGCAGCAGCGGCAGCAGCAGUAAUGGACACAACUCCAUCCUCCGACGAAAGAACACAGUUACUAUAACAACAAAACCGGUGCCCGUAGAGGAAUUUGAAGCAGCCUUCGAAGAACGACCCGUUGUUCAGCGGCAACAGGAGCAGCAGCAGCAAGACUAUAGUCCGCCUGCGUUUGUUCAUCGUCGACCAUCUCGAGCCGAAUCUAUUGCAUCCUCCAGCCUUCUUGCAGGUCAAGCACCGAUCCCUAGUUACGAUGCUAUCGAAGAACCAGACUAUUCAGACACUGCAAGAUUGACGGCCAACGUGGGUGACGAACCAGCCGCUGAUCAGCCAGCCGAUCGCCCUGUACGACGAAACCAGUCUAUGCGGAAAGUAGCGACAGUGCUACGAAAAGUAUCGCGACGAGUAGUAAAUAUUCAAAACGAUGACAAUGCACCGCUUUCGCGUGAUCGCUCUUCCUCAACGAUACCCCUGAUAAGCAAGCAACAGCACGAGGUAGCUGAAGAAGAGUCUAUACCAAUGACACCUACUCCGUCAAUCAAAUCAGUUACCCCGUCGCUGGCCGACAGUCAAGAACAAGAACAGCAACACUCUGAAGUAAGGAGGAGCAGGAAACGAGGCAUUGUCUUGGCCGGAAGGGCCUGUGGCCUAUUUGGACCCGAAAAUAUAUUACGUCGAUUGUUUGCCCGUAUAUUACUGUGGAGGUGGCUCGAGCCAUUCAUGAUGUUUGUCAUUGCGUUACAUUGUGCUGUGCUUCUCGCUGUCGGCUGGGGAAAUAAUCCAGAUCCACAACCACCACGAUAUUGGGGCCAAACCUGGGAUCACCUUUGGGUCCUUAUGCGAAUUAUCGUCUAUGGAUUUCUUUUUUCACCAAAACGAGACAAUAGCGACGACGUGCAGAACCCACCACCUCCUUUAGCUUUUAUGCGUCACAGCUGGAACCGCAUGGAUCUGAUAUCUGUUGUAUGCUACUACGUCGAUCUGGGCCUUACCAGUGCAGGAGAAGUUCUUGUCGAAGACACGAGACGAAUAUUGGUAUUCAAAGCACUGUCAACCCUAAUACUGCUUCGACUCCUGCUUAUCACCAAUGGCAACCGGAUUAUUCUUCAAAGCUUAAAAAAGGCUGGCCCCCUGCUUGUGACGAGAAAUCCAACAGCAUUAUCGGUGUACAAUCGUUUAAAGGGUCUUUUCUGCGCCACUGUGUUUGGACAGUAUUGUGGUGGUUAUAUGGAAGAUGGUAUCGAGAAGCCAUACCUCCUACUGGAUGAUACACCGGGACCUUGGUCUAAAGGAUUCAUAUGUGAAGAGGGUCUCGUCUGCAAGGAAACGGAAAAUCCAUCUGGCGGAACGAUCAGUUUUGACAACAUUUUCAGCUCCAUGCUGAUCGUAAUCAUUAUUGCUGGAAACCAGACAUGGACCGAGCCAAUGUACAACAUGAUGGACUCUGAAUACUUUAUAGUGUGUCUCUAUUUCAUAGUCAGCGUCAUCAUUAUGAAUUAUUGGUUGAUCAACCUCUUCGUUGCUGUGAUCAACGAAAUGUUUGCCAAAAUUCGAGAAGAUUCUCAGCAUUCUGCAUUUACAUCAUCCAAGAAAAAGCCAGUGCUGGCGGAUGCUGCUGAAGGAUGGUCUAUUGGUCAAGGCACCAAAAAACAAAAGAACAAUCGAGUGCUCCUUGUCGAGUUUGUCAAAUUGACGAAACCUUUUUGGACGUUUCUAGUCAUUGCUGACUUGAUUGUGAUGGGUUGGAAAAAUAAUGACAUGACAGUUGAUCAGCUGGCAAUCAUAGAUCGUGCGGAGCUUGGCUUUUCCAUUGCAUUUCUACUUGAAAUCAUCAUACGGUUCGCAAGCUCUUGGCCACGAUGGGGCACGUUUUUCGACUCCAAGUCAAACAAAAUGGAUCUCUUCAUAGCUAUUGUCACCUGUAUCAUCCGAAUUCCGCCAGUUCACGACAAUCAACCUGUAUAUGCGUGGUUGACAGGCUUCCAGGUUCUUCGUAUCUACCGAGUCAUUGUUAUAUUUCCGCGCGUGCGAACUCUUGGUCUACGUGUACUUGGCAGCGUAUGGGGUUUGUUCAAUUUGGUGUUCUUCAUUAUAUUGGCUACGCUGUUUGGUGCUAUCAUGUCAUUCCAAUUGUUUGAAGGUCUGCUUAACGACAGUGAUGAAAAUAUGCGGUUUUUCUCUAUUUAUAACUCUUUUGCUGCGUUGAACCAGCUCUUUUCGGGCGAAGAUUGGACAACCGUUCUAUAUGCAACCAUGGAAGCAGGUGCACCAUCGAAAACUGCUGCAAUCCAUGCCUUACUUCUUGUGCUAUGGUUCAUGUUUUCAAACUUCAUCCUUGUCAACAUGUUCAUUGCAGUUUUGAUGGAAAACUUUGAAACAGCUGAAGAGGAAAAGCGACAACUACAAAUCGACCAAUAUGUGCGAAAAACAGAGCAUGUGGUGGAUAGUGAUCCCGUCGCAAGUAGAUGGAAUAUAUAUCGCUACUUUCGACCACAUCCCAAAGGCAUGGAAGUCAAGAACAUGCCGGCCAACUUGGUCCUACAUGCCAAGAAGAACACAAUGCGUGAGUUCAUGAACGACGAUGGGAUUUACCUCAGCGAACAACACAACGAUGAAAGCCACACUACGCCAGACGAAUUUGAAGAUGGUCCGGAUGAGAAUAUUAAACGCUUUUCUCGGGUGCGUGGAUUUUUCGGUACCCUAUUCCAUCGACCUGCACAGCGACCUCUUCCGCUUAACAGCAGCACACGUAAAAGUAUGAACCUGGACGACCGUAAUCCUUUAGACCAUUUCCAUACAUUUUAUGACACACGAAAAGGAGCUGGUCACGAGCAGAACUCAUUGCGCACCAUGAUCCAGUCAUCCUCUGCCAGCAAAGAUUCUUCUGCAUUAGAACUCGCAGAAGCAUACUUGUACGAUGCGGAAGAACGAAAAAUCCUGCGCCAGGACUUUAUUGCAGCACAUCCAACCUACGAUAAAUCUCUCUACUUAUUCACGCCCAACAACCGAUUCCGUCGCUGGUGCCAGAUGCUUGUCCCUCCCAGUCGAGGCGAACGUUUCUUUGGCACCCAGCCCAACUUGGUAGCCAGUUGGAUUUUCUUUAGCAUCAUCUGCUGCUCUGUCUUGACGACUGUUGUUUUGACGAUCUACAACUCGCCUGUCUAUCAACUGGAGCAUCGCAACGAUCCGGACCAUCUGCGCAUCUUUGACUACCUCGACUAUACUUUUACCUUUAUCUUUACAGUCGAGUUCAUCAUUAAGGUGAUCGCUGAUGGCUUCUUUAUGACUCCCAAUGCCUAUCUCUUGAAUGGCUGGAACAUUUUGGAUAUGUUCGUUUUGGUGUCAUUGUAUAUGUCAAACUUUGGCGACUUUUCAUCCUCUAGUGGUGUUGAGCGUGCUUUCCGUGCAUUCAAGGCGCUUCGAGCACUCCGUCUGAUCAACCUACUCAAGCCAGCACGAGAGAUGUUUACGGUGAUCUUGGUCAAGGGCCUUCCACACAUCUUUGACGCCAUGUGUCUGUGCUUGUUUCUCAUUAUCCCGUUUGCGCUUUACGGCCAGAAUCUCUUCCAGGGCCUAUUCUAUUUCUGCAGUGAUGAUAGCGAUGAUAUUACAAUCAAGUCGAUGUGCGUUUACGAAGGAAUGCAGGGCACACAAGAGCCAAUGUCUGAUGAUACCGAAGUGUUUCGACCUCGAAUUUGGGAUAACCCGUACGUUUACAGUUUUGACUCAUUUUGGAAGGGUCUGCUUGUGCUUGUUGAAAUUGCCAGCGGUGAAGGCUGGGUCGAUGUGCUCGAAGUCAGUAUGUCGAUUGUAGGAAAAGAUCAGGUUCCGCAGCAAGACGCCAGCCAGCUCACAGGUAUCUUUUUCAUGGUGUACAAUCUCGUCGGCUCCGUUUUGGUUAUCUCUCUGUUCUUGGGAGUUGUCCUGGAGAACUUUUCUCGCAGGAACGGCACGGCAUAUCUAACUGUGGAACAACGUCGAUGGCUCGAUUUGAAGAAGUUGUUGGGCCGAAUGCGGCCCGCAAAGCGACCCAAGGAAAUCCCAACAAGUCCACUGCGCAAAUGGUGUUUUGAUCUAGUCAUCAAAAAGCGUGGCCGGUUUUAUAAGUUUAUGACCGUUGUAAUUACCUUGAACAUCCUGUUCUUAUGUACCGAGUUUGACCGCGACGAUGAAAUCCCUGGUUGGACCACUGCUAGAACCUAUGUCUUUUUUGGAUUUAUUUGUAUCUACUGGCUGGAAAUCAUAAUCAAGCUCCUUGCCCUGGGUUGGAAAUCGUUCCGUCGUAAUUUGUGGAACUUAUACGACUUGAUUGUCGUCUCUGGCAGCACAAUUACCACCAUCUUUCAGAUGGGAACAAAUAUCCAGCAAAUCAGCGUAGAGGCACAAAAGCUAUUCAUGACAGCACUGUGCUUCAAGCUUGUGCAGCGGAGUGAUAGUUUAAACCAGCUCUUUACGAUCAUUGCGCAAGUUGCAUCAGCAUACCAAAUUCUCAACGUCUUUCUGGUGUGGUUUGUCAUCAUGACAACGUACUCCAUCAUGUUUAUGGAGAUUUUUGGAUUGACCAAAUAUGGGUCCCAAGCAACGAGCGAACACGUCAAUUUCCGCUCCUAUGCCAACACGAUGAUCAUGCUUGUGCGCUUCUCGACGGGCGAAGCAUGGAACACGGUCAUGCACGACUUUACAAUCGAAGCGCCCGAGUGUGUUGCAGCAGAGGACUACCUUGACUCGGAUUGCGGCUCGGUCAGCUGGGCGUAUUUUCUAUUUUUGUCGUACAACAUCAUCUCGAUGUACAUUUUCACGGCAAUCUUUGUUGCCGUGGUGGCAGACAACUUCUCCUAUGUGUAUCAGAUCGCAUCCAACUUUUCGCUUGUCAACCGAGACGAAAUGAGAAAAUAUCCUUUUUAUUUCGAACUUUUAUUCCAGAAAUGGGAAAGAAAGGCUUGGGCUGAUUUCGAUGUCGAUCGGUCUGGGUACCUUGAUCCGAGGAAUUACAUUGGCUUUUGGCGGCAACUUGUUGGUGUAUUCCGUACUCGUAUUUAUGAACCAGAGCAUUCGUACAAGAACCUUUCCCAACAGUGCGCUCUGGAUGAACGACUUGUCGAUCCUAGAGAAGGCAUAUACCCGAUCCGUGUUGAUCUGCGUGCCCUUCAAAAGAAGUUAAGUGAGAUUGACCGUGCUACGAUCCAUCAGCGCAAACAAGACCUCGACAUGCUUUAUUGGGAAGCGGCGCUGACCGAAGGUUCUAAAGGCGUAUCAUUCAACCAGAUGUUACUUAUGAUUGCCCGGCGAAAGCUCAUUAUUCCCGAAAACGCAUUACUGCUGGAGGAGCUGUUGAGUAACCGCAAACGGGAAGAGGUUGUAGGGACGUUGAUCAAGAUUGACCGUGUCAAGGGCAUGAUUGAAACAAUUGCUAUGCGAAAAAAGUUCUUACAGCAUAUGCAAAACAAGAGGCAACAGGCUGUAGACGCUGAACGUGCUUUCCAUAACUUACCUUCCAUUGUCGUGGAUCAACACCGCUUGUCUCGACCACACAACUUGAUGAAUCUCUAUUCUGCACCUGCAACUCCUGUAACACCUACCAGUGGUUUCCGUCACGAUGAUAACGGAUCAGUGAUAUCAGGCGAUCUGAGAAGUCCAACAUUUGAUCGCAGUCAUAUAGAUUCUUAUUUUUUUGAUCCAGAACCUGGCUCUAGUCGUGAAACCAAUAGCCAUCAAGGCGGGCCACCAGAUGAUUCUUCGGAGCAACGAGACGUGUGGCAAGAUAUGCUUCAAAGAGAACUGAAGGAUUAG
Messenger RNA from Zychaea mexicana, 6105 nucleotides. Its product is annotated as Ion transport protein-domain-containing protein. The transcript has 22 exons. NCBI's taxonomy places the organism in Eukaryota, Fungi, Mucoromycota, Mucoromycetes, Mucorales, Lichtheimiaceae. The record is from RefSeq and is a predicted model, not a curated record. The coding region runs from base 1 to 6105 and encodes 2034 amino acids. Gene Ontology annotation, cellular component: membrane; voltage-gated calcium channel complex. Gene Ontology annotation, molecular function: high voltage-gated calcium channel activity. Gene Ontology annotation, biological process: calcium ion import across plasma membrane.